AUGAACAAGAUUCGCGCAAUCCAGGAGCUCAACAAGAAAGAGAUUGAAAAUGGAAUCUCCCCCGAAGGCUCCUGGCACGUCGACUACCGCGACACGGCGUACAUUUACUUUGGCGGGCUCCCCUACGAAAUGUCCGAAGGCGACGUGAUCACCAUCUUUUCCCAGUUCGGCGAGCCCGUCUGGCUCAAGCUAGCCCGCGACAAGGAGACGGGCAAAUCCAAGGGCUUCGGCUGGCUCAAGUACGAGGACCAGCGCAGUACGGACCUGGCCGUCGACAACCUCGGUGGUGCGACAAUUGGUGGUAGCCGCAUGAUCAGCGUAGACCACGCGCGCUACAAGUUCCGCGACGACGAGGACCCGGACGAGGGCAAGGUGGACUGGGCGACGGUCCUGAAGCAGGAAGGGGGCGACAAAACGGACGAGGGGUCUGGGGACGACGACGAGGAGGAGGAGCAGCGGCCGAUGCUACCUGAGGAGAGGGAGCUUGCGCUGCUGAUUCGGGACCACGACGAGGACGACCCCAUGAAGGCGUUCUUGAUCGAGGAGAAGAAGGCCGAGAUCCAGGAGGCGCUGCGGCGGCGGGAUGACAAGUCUGAGAGGAGGAGAAAGCACAAGCAUCGUCAUCGAUCGCACAGGUCGCGCAGGCACGAUAGCGAUGAGGAGAUGGGGGAUGCGGACCGCGACGAGGACAGGCAUCGCAGCCGGAGGUCUCGCCGCGAUGGUACGCCUGAUGACAGGGAUCGCAGAGACGAGAACAGGAGUUCACGCAGGCACGCUCGUAGAGACGAGCUCCAUGAUGGGAAAGCGAACAGGGAUGAUGGGGGUCGGAGAGAUAGGGAUCGAUCCAGAGAUAGACGGGACCGGGACCGGGACCGGGAUCGGGGCGAUGACGGGGACACGAGGAGGGAGCGCCAGCAUCGUGAUCGCGAUGUUUCGGAAGAACGCCAGCAUAAAAGGCGUAGAGAUCGUGAUGAUGAGCGGCUUCACACAAGGAGGAGUAGGAACAGAAGUAAAUCGCCAUAG
Messenger RNA from Colletotrichum orchidophilum, 1023 nucleotides. RefSeq names its product RNA recognition domain-containing protein. The coding region runs from base 1 to 1023 and encodes 340 amino acids. Gene Ontology annotation, cellular component: precatalytic spliceosome; catalytic step 2 spliceosome; U2 snRNP. The transcript is spliced from 2 exons. Gene Ontology annotation, biological process: mRNA splicing, via spliceosome. Lineage: Eukaryota; Fungi; Ascomycota; Sordariomycetes; Glomerellales; Glomerellaceae. The record is from RefSeq and is a predicted model, not a curated record. Gene Ontology annotation, molecular function: RNA binding.